Messenger RNA from Benincasa hispida (wax gourd), 1433 nucleotides. RefSeq lists its product as uncharacterized. Lineage: Eukaryota; Viridiplantae; Streptophyta; Magnoliopsida; Cucurbitales; Cucurbitaceae. The record is from RefSeq and is a predicted model, not a curated record.
CAAGUAAAACGAUCAUGUAACUCCACCAAUCAAAUUCGUCCGUGACAUGUUUUAUAUCAACAACGGGUAACCCACGUCAUACCCCAUGAGGCGGUUCACGAUCACACGUGUGGUACGUGUGAAAACCCACCCGCGAAAUCUCUAUAUAAACUCCCAUUACAAUCCUCAAUUAUUCAUCCCUUAAAAUUCUCCGUAGAAGAAAGAAGGCGACAUUUUUUUUGUCUCUCUUCAUCCUUUUAUUCUCUCUCUUCAUCUUUUUCUUCCUUUUUUUUCGUGUUCUGGCUUUUGUGAGGUUGAAUCGAUGGCAACCGUGAUUCUUCCGCCGCAGGACUGCCUUGGUAAAGGCUUUCGCCACCAAGGUCUGGUUCUAUCGCCUCCGUUGAAAUCGCGGCGAAAUUCUAACCCUAGUAGUACUAGUUCUUCUACAAACCCUAACUUCAAUCACGAUGAUACGACUUGUUCCGGCAGACGGAGGAGGAGUGCAGCGGUGGGAGUCAAGGCUAACCGUCAAGUCAAUAGAGGUCGGAGCCGGGCGGAAGAGCCGUCUACGUUGGCGAAGAUUUCAUCGAAGAAUUUGAUUAUGGGACAGGUUAAGAUCCUGAAGCGUGGAGAGACUUUGACUCCCGAUCAAGGAGUUGGUGAUGGUAAUGAUUCUUGUGGUAAGAGGAGAUUGGAAUCGAAGGGUGAUGAUGUGGAUUUGGUUUUGGGAUCCACUGAUCGGUUGGGUCCAGACCCCGAUUUGAUGCAGAAGCAGGUUGUGUUAACGGAGUUCAAGGUUGUUGAUGGUAUCUAUGCCGGAUCGGGUGCGUUCUUCGCUUCGCCGCCUCCGAGUUCAGUGCCCUUGCCGUCUUUUCUAGGUAAGAACGGUACUGCAACAAGCGAUCUUCGGCGGCUACUGCGACUUGAUCUAGGCUGAUCAUGUCGAUUCAAGUCAAAGAAAUGAGCAGUCCUUAUACGAUUUGGGAUGGACGAUUGGGAGAUUGGUUUGAUUUGGUUGGUUUAUCCAGAAUUUAGUGAUGAAUGGAAUACGAUGUUGAUGUUGGUGUGUUCUUACUUUUGAUGGUGAUUGUUCGGUUUUACCUCAGCAUCUUCCUUUAUUUUUUCAACAGGAAGAUGUUUUGAGUUUGCGAGCAGAUGAGCUGGCUGAAGUGAAGCAACAUGACAGUUCUUCUAGGUUUCUAUUACUCAGAACUAUUAGGGUUUAUAGGUGGGUUUUCUAUAUAGCUGUUUCAGUGUUUCAUUGUAGUGGGUCUUUGUUGGUGGUGGCUUGGUGUGGGUUUUCCUUAGAAAGAUGAGAUAGCAUUUACAUUUGGGUGUGGGUAUUAAAAUUUAGGAGUUAGAUAUGAUAUAGUGUAAUACUUUGCCAUUCAGAAUUUGAAGUUGUCUGUACCUUUAUUGUGUCAAUGUAUAAAUACAUACAGAAUUUGCUUUCA